UCCUUCGAGGAGUAAUAAGCAUUUUGUCCUUCCAACCCACCUAUAGGCCUAAGUCUUCCAAGAAUGAGUAUCUGAGAUUCCUGGAAUACAGUGAUUACGUCAAGGGGCUGCUAUUCUUUGUCUCUUAUAUUUUCAUCUUGUAAUCAAAGUUAGAUAAAUACUAGAGGUUGAACAACAGGCUUGACUCUUUACACAUACGUAUUUUUAUCAAACAUACCCCUUACUCGGUUUCUCAGUUUAGUUUCCGCAGUUCCCCAAAUUGGAGCACACACUGAAAGGGGGCAAUUCAUAUCUGACACACUAUUUGGCAUUGAAACUGAAGUUCAAAACGUACGCAGCAUCAGCGUAAAACAGCGUGGAGCUAUAUGCUGGAUCAAACCCUUCUCUAACAUACCUUUGCAAACAGGCCACUGGGUUCCCUUUAUUCUUUUCUUCUUUAAAAGAAACGUUGGCUUACUGUCUGUAAAUGAACCACCUUACCGAGACUAUGCGCGUCGCAGCAAGCUCCUGAAAGCCAUGGGCAAGCCGUGUGAAUUUGUGACGAUCCAGCAAGUUCACCGGCGCUACCCCGGGUUCCGCUUCGGCUCGGAAGCAAAGGCCUUCAUAGAUCCUAACGGUGGAGUGUUAAGAGCUGACCGAUGCCUCGAAGCUUUACAGAGAAUGUUUGUGAAACAAGGAGGAAUAAUUAAAGAAAACGAAGAGGUUUUGCAAAUCGUCCCUGGCGAACAUGUGUCCAUCAUAACCAGCAGAGGGCGGUACACAGCUGAGAGUGUGGUCCUAACCCCGGGAGCCUGGGCCAAGAAGAUACUCAAACCUUUAGGAAUUGACCCUCCCUUGAAGGUAUCUCAAAUUAAGGUGUGUUACUGGCCAGAGAAACAGCCUGGUAUGUUCUCCGACCGUCCAUGCUUCUACUAUCUCUCUGAGAAAUACGAGACAUACGGGUUGCCCAGUGAAGAAUACCCUGGAUUAUUCAAGGUGUGCAAUCAUCAUGGUGACGAACUGCAAGAUCCGGCUACUCGCAACCAGACACAACACUCGCACAACCUGGAAACACUAAAACGAUUCAUUAAGGAACACGUGCCAGGUCUAAAUCCAGAACCUGCUAUCGUUGAAAACUGCCUAUAUACUCAUACACCCGACGAAGAAUUUAUAUUAGACAGACACCCUGAUCACCCUAACAUCGUGAUUGGAUGCGGAUUUUCCGGGCAUGGCUUCAAGUUAGCGCCAGCAGCGGGAAGAAUCCUUAGCGAGUUAGCCACAGGAGCAACGCCCAGUUACAACCUUGCACCCAUGAGUUUGAAACGGUUCCCCAACAACGGCAGAUUUGCUGCUCACCUCUAGCUAGCUAUUUAUUCUUGGAGUGCCGUGGCCUCGUGGUCAGGAACCACCAAUCUUAUGAUAUACGGUGUGAAUGCUACAUGCAGUGCGGCAGAGUCCAGCUUGUGUCCUUGGGUAAGACACUUUGUCUGCAGUCCCCAAAAGGAAAAUAAUAUUCGGUCAAGUAAUAGUAAACUUAAAUGUAACUUAGUGUGUGAACUUUAAAUGCAGUAGCUGUCAAACCAUAUUUUGCUAAUUGCAUGUAACACAUGAAACGUUUGCCUCUUAUUUCAUUAAUUUGAAUCUCUUAAUUAAAUUGAACCGUCUUUGGCCCAUCGUUCAUUAUGUUAACCUAACUUCGGGUUGGGUAGGUCAUUUGCUGCUCGAAAUUGGAUAAUUUAGUGUAAUACUGUCGUUUAUGCAAAAAUAUUGACACAAUUUUCGGAUUUUUUAGUGCUUUAGUCAUAAUAUUUGACAGGUCAAGCUACAAAUGUGGCGUUAUAGAGGGCUUCUUUUUCAUGGAGGUUUCAUUUUUUAUUGUGGCAUUCCUUUUAAGAGAUUUUUAUAUGAUCAAAUGUAGAACAAAAUGGAAAAAAGUCAUGCUGUUCAAGUUUUAUUUCGAUAAUUCCGGUAUCGAAGUUUAAUAACACUGUCAUUUAUUUCUCGAAAUAGCGGCAAGUGCCAUUAAAUUAUAAAAUUUCACUUCGAAAGGAUUAAACUGAUUUUAAAAUCCUUUUCAACUUUGACUUGUAAUUGUAAUUCGUGAUGUUAUUAUGGCGUCAUUGUACGAUGGAAUGCGGGUGGACCUAGCCCAUUGAUAUAAAAAAUACUUGAAUUUAUAUAUAACUUUAUGCUU
Acanthaster planci (crown-of-thorns starfish) is the source of this 2173-nucleotide messenger RNA. Its product is annotated as peroxisomal sarcosine oxidase-like. Lineage: Eukaryota; Metazoa; Echinodermata; Asteroidea; Valvatida; Acanthasteridae. Gene Ontology annotation, molecular function: flavin adenine dinucleotide binding; L-pipecolate oxidase activity; sarcosine oxidase activity. The record is from RefSeq and is a predicted model, not a curated record. Gene Ontology annotation, cellular component: peroxisome.